Messenger RNA from Hyphopichia burtonii NRRL Y-1933, 2782 nucleotides. RefSeq lists its product as uncharacterized. The transcript has 2 exons. The record is from RefSeq and is a predicted model, not a curated record. Gene Ontology annotation, molecular function: calcium-activated cation channel activity. Gene Ontology annotation, cellular component: plasma membrane. Lineage: Eukaryota; Fungi; Ascomycota; Pichiomycetes; Serinales; Debaryomycetaceae. Bases 105 to 2696 code for a protein of 863 amino acids.
GGAAAUUUUGCUUUGAUUGUCGAAUAUUUUCAUUUCAUUUUUCUUUCUCUUUACUUUCUUCUUACUCGUUUUCUUUCUAAACUUCAGAACUAUAGUAAUUAAAGAUGGCUGCUUCAGCUGCCGGUACUUCUACCUCCACUGUUAUUUCAACGUUGGUGGCCAAUUUAAUUCUUUGUGGAUGUUUUGUUACUUGUUUUCUUAUUCUUAGAUUAAAAUUUAAACGUAUUUAUUCUCCAAAAUCAUCAUUUGAUUUGGUUGAUGAUGAAAAAAAACCAGAUCCUUUGCCAAAAGAUCCUUUUAGUUGGAUUUAUAUCUUAUUAACUAAACCCCAUUCUUUUAUUAUUAGACAAUGUGGUUUGGAUGGUUACUUUUUCCUUCGUUAUAUACUUGUUUUUGCCGUUUUUUUCAUGUUUGGUCUUCUUACUUGGAUUAUUCUUUUACCAAUUAAUGCUGCCAAUGGUAACGGGAAUACUGGUCUCGAUCAAUUAUCAAUUUCAAACGUUAAACAUCAACAACGUUAUUAUGCUCAUGUUUUCGUUGGUUGGGCCUUUUAUGGAUCUUUGAUUUACAUCAUUUAUCGUGAAUUGUUUUUCUUCAAUUCUUUUAGAACUGCAGUUUUAUCCAGUCCUCGUUAUGCUAAGCAAUUGGCUUCAAGAACAAUCUUAUUCCAAAGUGUUCCAGAUUCCUUUUUGGAUGAAAAACAAUUUUUCAAAUUAUUUAAUGGGGUUAAACGUAUCUAUGUUGCUCGUACUGCUCGUAAAUUAGAAGCUAAAGUUAAGCAAAGAGAAAAUUUGGCUUUACAAUUAGAAAAAGCUGAACACCAACUUUUAACUAAAGCUGUUCAAUUCAAAUUGAAAGCCGAAAAGAAAAAUAUCACCAUUGAAAACCCUGAUGAUAUCAACUCUUAUGUUCCUGAAGAUAAACGUCCUAGACAAAAAGAAGGUGGGUUUUUCUCCAAAAAAAUUGACUCUAUUAACUAUUUACGUGAAGAAAUUCCAAAAAUUGAUGCUGAAGUUAAGGAUUUACAAAAAAAAUACCGUAGAGAAAAACCAAAGAAUUCAAUUUUUGUUGAAUUUGAAAAUCAAUACGUUGCUCAAUUAGCUUUCCAAUCUACUGUUGCUCAUAAUCCAAUGAGAUUAGGUCCCGUUUAUACUGGGUUAGCUCCUGGUGAUAUUCAAUGGUCUAAUUUACGUCUUUUCUGGUGGGAACGUAUUACCAGAAGAUUUAUUGCUGCUUCUGCAGUUACUGCUUUAGUUAUCUUUUGGGCUAUUCCAGUUGCUUUUGUUGGGGUUAUUUCAAAUAUCACUUAUUUAACUAAUAAAUUACCUUGGUUGAAAUGGAUCUUAAAUAUGCCCCAUCAAUUAUUAGGUAUCAUUACUGGUUUAUUACCAACCAUUAUGUUAGCUCUUUUAAUGGCUCUUUUACCAAUUUUCAUUAGAGGUAUGGCCAAAGUUGCUGGUUGUGUUUCUGUUCAACAAAUUGAAUUAUAUACUCAAACUGCUUAUUUUGCCUUCCUUAUUAUUAAUGGGUUUUUAGUUACUACUAUUUCUUCAUCUGCAUCAUCAACUGUUACUCAAAUUAUUCAAGAACCUCAAAAUGCAAUGACUUUAUUAGCUUCUAAUUUACCAAAAGCUUCCAAUUUCUAUAUUUCUUAUCUUAUUUUACAAGGUUUAUCAGUGGCUGGUGGUUCUCUUUUCCAAGUUGUUGGAUUAUUCUUAUACUAUAUCAUGGGUACCCUUUUUGAUAAAACUUUACGUAAGAAAUGGGGUCGUUUCUCUGGUUUAGGUGUUAUGGCUUGGGGUACUUCAUUCCCAGUUUUCACUAAUUUGGUUUGUAUUACUUUAGCCUAUUCAAUCAUUUCUCCAAUGAUUUUAUUAUUUGCAACUGUUGCAUUCUACCUUAUUUACAUUGCUUAUUGUCAUAAUUUAACUUAUGUCUUUGUUGAAGGUUCUGAUUCUCGUGGUGCUCAUUAUCCUCGUGCAUUAUUUCAAACUUUUACUGGUAUCUAUUUAGGUCAAGUUUGUUUACUUGGUUUAUUUGCUGUUGGUAAAGGUUGGGGUCCAAUUGUAUUACAAGUCAUUGCUCUUUGUUUUACAAUCUUCUGUCAUCUUAACUUAAAUGAAGCAUUUGAUCAUUUAUUAAAAGUUGUUCCAAUUGAUGUUAUGAAACCAUUAGAUGGUGUUAGUGAAACUAGUUCAUUCUGGGGUCCAACUGAUUAUAAUGAAAAAAUUUUAGAAAGAAAACCUGAAUAUGAAAAAUUAACCGAUGAUUUAGAAAAAGACGAAAUUGCUCAAGAGAAAGUUAAAAAAGAUUUAUUAAGUCCAGAUAUUGAAUAUAAUUCAACUGAGACUACUAACACUUUGGUUCCUUUAUUAGCAGAUCGUGACUUUAAAAGUACCGAAAAUGAUAACCCAUUUGUGAGGUUCUUCAGACCAGAUGUUUACUUAAAUUAUAGACAUGUUAAACAAUGGUUACCUGCAAUCUAUAACACUGAAACCGAAAUCGUCGAUGAUAGACAUGCUUUUGAUGCUCCUAUUGUUUCUGAUCAAUUACUCAAGUUAUGGAUUCCUGCUGAUCCAAUGGGUUUCUCCAAAAAAGAAAUUGAAGCAAAUGCUAAAAUCAUUGAAACCACUGAUGAAAAUGGUUCUUUCAACAAAAAGGGUAAACCAAUAUAUACCGGUCCUCCACCAUUUUAAACUACGAUGUCUCUCAUCUAAUACCCUAACUUUUUAAUAUUCUUCACUUGUGUUUUAUAUAUUGUUUGAUACCAAUUCAUUUUUGU